AUGGCAACACCCACAAGCACAUCAACAUCGCCCACCUACAGCUCGCCACCCACCUUCUCCGCCAUCAUCGAACAAGACCACAACAACAUCAACAAACUCGCGGGCCGACUAAGCAAAGCCCGCACAGCCGCCGAACGGGGCCGGCUCCUCCUAGACGUGACCUGGCGGCUAGUCCGACACGACGUGUCGGAAGACAUCGUGAUGCGGCCGGCGUUCAUCCAACAGCUGGGCGACGAGGGCCGGGAGAUGGCCGAGCACGACCGCACCGACCACGACCGGGCCAAGCAAGAGCUCCUGGCCAUCUUCGAGCUGUCCCUCGACUCCGACGACUUCCCCAACGUCAUCAACCGCCUCUUCGCAGAACUGCUCGAGCACAUGAAGGUCGAAAGCGGCGAGCAGAUUCCCCGACUCGAGGGCAUGUUGGAUCUCUUCGAGAGCCAGAGGCUCGGCCGCGAGUAUAUCCGCACCCAGAUGCUCACGCCAGACUUGGAGUAUCUGGAUGCGAGUGGCAUGAGGCGGAAGAUGUGGAGGAAUGUAGAGGAGUAUGCUCGCACCGAUCUCAGCAGGUUUAGGGAAAUCUGGGAGGAUUUUCUCGCCGGGCGGUUGAGGUUGAUGGCUGAGACUGGUGGUGUUGCUAUGCCUGUUGUCAAGGGCAAAUUAUGA
Messenger RNA from Exophiala bonariae, 663 nucleotides. RefSeq lists its product as uncharacterized. The coding region runs from base 1 to 663 and encodes 220 amino acids. The record is from RefSeq and is a predicted model, not a curated record. NCBI's taxonomy places the organism in Eukaryota, Fungi, Ascomycota, Eurotiomycetes, Chaetothyriales, Herpotrichiellaceae. The transcript has a single exon.